Molecule: messenger RNA, 10485 nt
Organism: Salvelinus namaycush (lake trout)
Lineage: Eukaryota; Metazoa; Chordata; Actinopteri; Salmoniformes; Salmonidae
Product: methylcytosine dioxygenase tet3-like
Exons: 10
Coding region: 388-6222 (1944 amino acids)
Biological process (GO): oxidative demethylation; positive regulation of transcription by RNA polymerase II
Cellular component (GO): nucleus
Molecular function (GO): DNA 5-methylcytosine dioxygenase activity
Source: RefSeq, a predicted model, not a curated record
GGAGAGCGAGCGAGGGAGAGAGAGAGAGAGGGGAAGGUGGGGGCUGCAAGUAGAACCAGACUGUGAGUGUAAGAGAAAGAAAAAGGAUAUUGAAAAGGGAAGGGAGGAGCAGAGAGAGGUAAUGAGAAAGGAAAAAGGAGAAAACAGAAAGUGACGGCCGUAAGAAGAGACAGAGAGCGGGCGUGCGUUCCAUGGGGGGAGGUGUGUGUGCGUGUGUACGUGCGUGUCGGUGCUUGUGUGCCGCAACAACAACAAAAAAGCCUCCACCAGAUUGCUAGUGGCUCCCCUCCUCUCCCUGCUGUGUCUCUCCACUUCCACUGGCAGGACGUCUAGACCCAUACUGUUUCGGACACUGGUUCAGUGGAUGGCCCCAGAAGAGGAGGCCAGAUGGAAACUGGGUCACAUGACCGCCUCGAAGAAGGCGGUUCGUUGAGCCUGGAACCGACCAAUGGGGUGAGCCGGCAACCCAGUGACACCAAUGAGGAGGGUGGAGCCGGCCUGGACACCCAGAGGGAGCCCCAUCGGUCAGGGAGUGUUCCCCCAGGACAGGGUUGGGUACCUGGGCAGGGCAAAGCCCCUCAACCCCAGAAGCAGCUGCCCUGCAGUGGCUGGAGCAGUAGUGGUAGGACUCCUGGGAAGCCCGUCCACGAGGCAGACAUGGAGGACGCACGCAAUCUGGUAGCCUUCUCAGCCAGCGUUAAUGUGGGCUCCCUGGCCCCCAUCCCCGAGGCCCAGUCCUACACCGCCCAGCUGUAUGAGAAGUUCAACCAGGAGAUGGGCACUGCUAAGGGGGCCGCGGCUCAAGCCAGGCUCCAAGCCCCAGAGGGAGGGGACCAGGCUAGCCCCCCAGAGGACUUGAACACCCUGCAGACCACCCUGAAGACCGCCCUGAGCCAAGCGAGGCACGGCCACAAGCCCCCAAACUGUGACUGUGAUGGGCCGGACUGCCCAGACUACUUGGAGUGGCUGGAAAAGAGGCUCAAACAGGCGGGGGCAGGGGAGGAGCAGGACAACAACACACCCUGUUCCAAGAUGGCCGCCGACACGCCGCCUCAUCAACAGCCACCACAUUCACAACAGCCCCCUCACCCCCACCACCGUCCUCACCCCCAUGUCAAUGGAGGUAACCCGCCCUCCUGUCCACCCCUUCACCCACACCAACAGGGCCAACACCCAGGCUCUGUCCCCUGCUCACCUCAGGUCCUCUCCAUCGCCAAGGAGAAGAACGUCAGUCUGCAGACGGCCAUAGCCAUCGAGGCCCUGACCCAGCUGUCUGCCACCGUACCCCAGACUGUGGUCCCUCCUGCCCAGGCCUCCUCCACCAGCCACCAACAACCCCCUCUACACCCCCAGCACGGCAACCGCUUGCUCCCCUCCUCCCCCAGCCCCAUGUCCUCUUUGUCCUCCUCGCGGUCACAAUCUGUCCCCCCUGGACUGUACCCCCAGCAGAGCUCCGCGUCGUGGGAGCAGCAGCACAGACCCCAGUCCCAGGGUCAACCGGCCCACGCCUCCCCUCUCCCGUCCUCCACUUUGCUUUUCCCCGGGCAGACCCAGGCAGGCAGCCCCCACCCUCAGCAGUGGCAGCAGCAGCAGGCCCCUGGAGGAAUCCAAGAGCAGAGGAACCAGUGGAUGAUGAUGAACUCAGACUCCCAGCAGUCUCACUUCGCCCCUCCAUCCGGUGGCCACAGCGUUGGCGACCCCAUGUCCGAGCUCAAACAGCUACUGGGGGACUCCAGCGGAAAGUACAUAAAUGACCCCUUCAAGCUGCCUAUCCCACACCACCACAUCAAGCAGGAACCAGGGAUGCCUCAGGUCAAGCAGGAGGUCAACUCUGGGGAGUACCAGAGCGCUGCCUGUGCCUACAUGGGCGGUCGCUACGGCCUGAUGAACGGCCAGCAGCAGCCUGGGUAUCCUGGUCCACCUCUCUCCGCGGGCAGCGCAGCCAUCCACUACUCCACCCAGACAGCCCUGCAGCAGCACCUUCACCACAAGAGGAACCUCUUCUCUAAUCCUCCCGGCCCCCCAGGCCUCUGCCCUCCACGCCCCACCCAGGCCUGCCAGAACCUCCGCAAGUGGUGGCCCCAACAGAUGGGCCCCGAGGGCCACCUCAUCCCUGUGGCCAUCAAGCAGGAGCCCAAGGAGCCCAAGAGGAGGAAGAGCACGGCGGGGACAUCGCCGCUCCUCAAGCAGCAACCAGGGAUGCUGCUCUAUCCAGGUCCAAAACCCAAGACGAUAGUCAUCAAGAAAACCAAGCAGAAGGCCUCCCUGCCAACCUUCCUGCCUCACAGCCAGAUCUCCAUACAGAAACCGUCUCCACUGAUCGGAGCCCUGCCUCUGGCCAGCGCCCAUUCAGGUUCUCUCCCUUUCCCUACCUUCCCCCUCCUCAGUAACCCCACUCAGGCUGCCGCAGGCCUCCCAACCCCGGCCCAAUCUCAGGUAUCCAUUUUAAACUCUUCUAUUGCACGCUCUGUCACUGCUCCUGCCUUCUCUGUAAACAGUCCAGCCGUCUCAACCCCUCUGCCUCUCCCUGCAGCCCCGGACGCCCCGGCUAGCUCAGGGGAGGCCGGCGCCACACAGACCUCCACCACCUCUCAGUCCAUACCAGGCCUCAGCUCCCUGGACCCCAAGUUUGAGGAGCUGAUCCUCCAGUUCGAGGCAGAGUUCGGGGACAGUUCAUCCUCUGCCCCAGUGCCCUGCCCUCCUCAGAUCCAGCCUCAGGACCAGUCCCCCUCAGCCUCAGCCCAGCCCGUGGUGAUAGAUUCUCAGCCCAACAUUACCUCAGGACAAGCCAGGCCCGCGUCACCGUCCAGCGCCGCCACCGCCACCCAGUCCUGCAGCCCCACUCCCUUAGCUUCUACAACAGCCCCACCAGCAGACCAGGACAUGGAGGUGGACACGGAGAAUGUGACAAGGGGUGUGAGUGAAGCAUCCUAUACCUCCGCCACACAGCCCUCCACUGAGAGCCCCAUGGAGGAGCAGCCCGAGGGGGCCCAGUUGCCUCUCUCGCUGCGCCAAGAGGCCCAUCUGGAGCAGCUGCAGCACCGCGUCCUUGAAGACCCCUUCACCGUGCCUCUCUCCCCCUCCGCGUCCCCGCUGCCCAAGCGCAUGAAGAUCGAGACCAAUGGGAACGUGGCUGUCCUCUCCACCACUGGAUCAUUCUCUGAGGGGGGCGAGGACGACACCCCCACUAAGGACGGCUUCCCCCUCAACCCCUCCCUAAAAGGCUUCCUGGAGUCGCCGCUACGCUACCUGGACACGCCCACUAAAAGUCUGCUAGACAUCCCCGCCAAGGACCUCCAGGCUGAGUUCCCCACCUGCGACUGUGUCGAGCAAAUCCUAGAGAAGGAUGAGGGUCCGUACUACAAUCACUUGGGCUCUGGGCCCACUGUGGCCUCCAUUCGAGACCUGAUGGAGACCAGGUAUGGAGAGAAGGGAGAUGCUAUCCGUAUUGAAAAGGUAGUCUACACCGGCCGGGAAGGCAAGAGCUCUCAGGGAUGUCCCAUCGCCAAGUGGGUGAUUCGUCGGGGCAGUGAGACAGAGAAGUUGAUGUGUCUGGUGCGUCCCCGGACGGGUCACCACUGUCCCAACGCCUUCAUCAUCAUCCUCAUCAUGGCGUGGGAGGGCGUGCCCCGGGCGCUAGGCGACAAGCUCUAUCGAGAGCUCUCUGCCACCCUCACACAGUUCGGCAACCCCACUAGCCGCCGCUGUGGACUCAACGACGAUCGUACGUGCGCGUGCCAAGGCAAGGACCCCGACAGCUGUGGAGCUUCCUUCUCCUUCGGCUGUUCCUGGAGCAUGUACUUCAACGGCUGCAAGUACGCCCGCAGCAAAACACCACGCAAGUUCAGACUAACAGGAGACCACCCCCAAGAGGAGGAUCAACUCAGGGAUAACUUCCAGGAUCUGGCCACUGAGGUGGCUCCCCUGUACAAGCAGCUGGCCCCACAGGCCUACAGUAACCAGUGUCAGAAUGAGACGAAAGCCACAGACUGCAGGUUGGGUCUGAAGGAAGGGCGGCCGUUCUCCGGCGUCACCGCCUGCAUGGACUUCUGUGCCCACGCCCACAAGGACCAGCACAACCUCUACAACGGCUGCACUGUGGUGUGCACUCUGACUAAAGAGGACAACCGUAAGGUGGGGGAGAUCCCAGAGGACGAGCAGCUCCACGUACUUCCCCUCUACAAGGCCGCCCUCACAGACGAGUUCGGCAGCGAGGAGGGCCAGCGGCAAAAGAUGCGUACAGGCGCCAUUCAGGUGCUCAACAACUUCCGCCGCGAGGUCCGCAAGCUGCCCGAGCGCGCCAAGUCCUGCCGUCAGCGUCGCCUGGACGCUAAGAACCGUGCCUCCGAGAAGAAGAAGGGCAAGCAGCAGCCGCCAACGCCCACAGAUACGCCGGAGAAACCCGGGAUCAAGAUGGAGGUCCGGCACACUGGCUCCCCUGUCAGACAGAAUGGCAAUAAAGCCAUCCCUAAGCAGGAGGUGAAGCCCACCAUAAAGAAGGAGCCAGUGGACCAGCGCUUCCAGCCCUUCCAUGGUCAGCUAGAGGGCUACCCUGCCCAGGCUGCAGACCCCUACCACGUCUACCCCUCCCACCCUGGCUACUACGCACAGGGAGGCCUCUCUUCCAAUGGCCAGCCCCCUGCACUUCCACCUCCACCAGGCCCUGUCAAUGGCUACCGCCCUAAUCUACCGGCAGCACUGCCCUAUGGCUACUACAACUACCCCCUCAACCCUAGCACACUUUUCCCCCAUGAGCUCACUUACGAGGGCUGCAAUGGCUCCUGGCACCACAUGGGGCCCAAGUUUUCCCCCAGUCCUGUGGACAAGAAGCCAGACGUUCAGAGCCUCCAGGCGAGGCUGGCUCACUCCUACUCGAGCCCAGGCCACCUCGAGCAGCAGCAGCACGGAGACCCAGCCAACCAACACCAACGCAGCGCUUACCCACACCCUCACCAGCCUGACUACAACCAAUCACGUCCCUCCUCAGUCUCCUCAGAGCCCUCCCACAGAGGGACCCCCGUCAUCAAGCAGGAGCCCAUGGAUAUGCCAGUUUAUAAGGGGGUCAAUGCCCAGAGCUGUCCCGGCACGCCCAGCACCACCCCACAGCCUGGCGCUGCUGGAGGGCCCUGGCAUGGGCACAAGCCCAACGGCAUUAGGGUGCCCAGCAGUUGGGAAGGCAACCUCCAACCACCAGGCCCCCCGGAGGCUCCCUUCACUUCAGACAAGCAGCAGUUCCACCAGCAGGGACCUCAGCAGACUUUCCAGUCCCCAUACCCCCAAGAGCAGCAUCAGCAUCCCCCACAACAGCCCUCCCCAUACUCCCAGCAGUGGAACUCUUACCAUGGCCCAAACACCCCCACAGCCUCCCCUGCGCCCUCCCCGUCCCCCUCCAUAAAGAUACCCCCGUCCCCCUUUCCCUCCUCACACCCCGGCACCCCCCGCCACUGGGACAGCCCUGAUUCCAGCCCUCAGCCUAAGGCUUGGCCCAUGGGCAUGGUUCCUGCUGGUUACAGCCCCAGUCCCACCGGAGGCUUCCCCGACACGAUGUGGUCCAAGGCGGGCGAGAGUUGGGGCUCGACCCCCUUGGGGCUCCAGGAGAAGGCCUGGAAGUCUUCCGGAGGCUCUAUGGCAGGUACACCGUCCCCGGCCCCAGAGGGACGCUUGUUCCCCGAUGCCCUACAGCAGUCGGAUGGACAGUCCCAGGCUGAGACUCCUCGCAACCUCGAAGAGGAAGAGCGGUGGUCAGACAGCGAGCAUAACUUCUUGGACCCCAGCAUCGGAGGGGUGGCGGUGGCGCCCGCCCACGGGUCCAUCCUGAUUGAGUGCGCCCGGCGCGAGCUGCACGCCACCACACCGCUCAAGAGGCCCGACCGCUCUCACCCCACCCGCAUUUCCCUGGUGUUCUACCAGCACAAGAACAUGAACCAGCCGUGCCACGGCCAGUGGAUCUGGGAGGCCAAGAUGAAGAUGCUGGCGGAGCGGGCUAGAGAGAGGCAGCAGGAGGCAGCUCUACUGGGGCUGCCCUACGAGGACAUCAAACAUGGGAAGAAACGCAAAUUGGGGGCCACGGCAGCAGGGGCCAGCCCGGGGCCUGGCCAGACCACGGACAAGAGAGAGGGGCCGGUGACGCGGCUGGCCCCCACGCGACACACCACCUCUACCGUCACUGUAUCCCCCUACGCCUUUACCACCCUCACCGGGCCCUACAGCCACUUUGUGUGAGGAUGGAUGGACACACAGACACAGACUGGUGGAGGGAGAGAGGGCUGAGCAGUCCAGGGAGGAGUGUCUCAGCCCUUCCUUUAGUCCUGUGUCUCUCUCCAUCCAUCUCUUCCUGCUCUGUGUCCUCUGGGCUGGAAGGAGGGGGACUACUGGUUUAACCCCUCGUUUUGUUUGUUUUUUACCUCAUGUCAGGCAGCAGUUUGGACCAAACCCUGGACCAUACAGACACACUGCCUGUGGUGCUCGUCCUCUUUCCUCCGCGGGGGGACUCCAUCGCUUCUCCUUCUUCAUAGAAUUUUAAUGAUCCUCCUAAUUAUCACUAUUAUUAUCAAUAUUAUUACGAUUGCUAUUGUUACUGUCAAUGUUGUUAUUACAGGUAUUGUUAUUUUUAUGAUGCUGAGUUGAUUUGUUUUUUUUUGCUGAUAUGGUUGUUUUGUCAUUAAUGUUGUUAUUAAUGAUGUGAUUGGUUUUGGUUUUGUCUUUGACCGAGGGGGUUCUGUCUCUCAGUCGGAUCUUUAUUUUUUUCCCAUAUUUCUGGAAAUCUGCCCAUUUCUUUGUUGUUUUUCCUUUGGCCUUUGACAUCCUUGUGACUGUACUUGGAGAAUGGCCUUUCUCAGCACUGCACGGCUCCUCAAGACAGCCUUUCCAGCAUAGAACUCUAAACAUUUGAAUCACUAAUCAUUACCAAAAGAGUGAAGAGAAGCGCCACCACCCACAGAAACUUCUCGGAACCAUCCGUUUUUUUAGCAACGUCCCCAAACUCAUGCCUUUUUAAAAAACUCCUGUCUUGUCUGCCGUGCUGUGAAGAGAAGGGUUCUUCUCUCGUCAUUGUUACCUUCACUCUAUUGGUGCUUCAUGUUGACCUUCAUCCUUUUCACAGGGAGGAUGUCAGUCACUCCAUUUCUCUACUCUUCAUGGCACUAGAUGCUGAAUAUAAGGAAGGGUGCUUUUAUGGCAUAGACGUAGAGUGAGUAGAACAACAGGCACUAGAAGUCCUCAUCAUCCUUCAGGUGUUGGUUGAGAGAUCUAUCCCUCCAGUUCUAUGACUCCCCUGUAAGCCCCUGUAACAUGGUGCACUGAUACACACAGACACAUGCACGCACACACAAAGCUCUUGUCAUCCAGCCAGCACAGAGCAAUGCCUUACUGCUUUAAACCACCGAAGCAUGGCCGCUAAAGUCUGGUCCUUCCAAUGACCGCAGGCAGCACGGGCCACGCAAGGCCUUUACACUGAAACCGGAGACAUUGAUGGGAAUAGUGUGUGGACAGAAAUGCACUCCUAAACACACACUGGUGCUUUCUCUACACAUGUCGACACACAAAGGGCUCAGUCAGUCAGUCCUGCUUUCUGCAUGGUGCUGUUGGUUGUCUUGAAGCAGAGCUAGGUUUGUCUCUAUGCAUACAUUGUCACAACAGAGCCAGUAAAAAUGUAUUCACCAAUCCUGGCUGCCUCUGCAUUGGCCCUAAGUCAUCAAGUGUUGCAGUCAGUGGGUUGAGCCCCAGCUGUCUCUAUCUAAUGUGCACCACAGUGGACUGGGCUAUAAGAGGUUGUGAAUCUUUUUCCCACAUCUUGCACUAAGAUCCUCCUCAGCCUGUUAGAGAGGCCUCUCACUCAGUGCAGCGCUGCAUGUUUUAUCCAGCUCUUAGCUUUGUGUGUGUGUGUGUGUGUGUGUGUGUGUGUGUGUGUGUGUGUGUGUGUGUGUGUGUGUGUGUGUGUGUGUGUGUGUGUGCGCGUGCGCGUGCCAGAGCCUGCUUGGUGCUCACUUCUGAGAUGAAAAACCCUGGUGCUUAUGAAGUUGUCGAUAUAGAGCUCUCUAUACCUCAACGUUGCAGAGACACUGGUCACGGUUGCAAAAAGCUAGAAACACACACAGGCACCACAGAGGACAGAGAAACAUGAAAAACAUCAGUCCACAGCUUCCCUGUGUGCUCUCUUAUCUAAACUCAUUUUAAUCCACUUUUUUAUUCUUAUUUAUUACAUGAUAAUGAUGAUUGUUUUUCUUUUUUUUUAUAUAGGUAAUACAAAUUGUACAUACAGAAGAAAAGAUUUUAUAAAAGCACUUUUAAUCUUGAAAAAAUAACAGAUUAUUGACAACUUGAAGCUUUGUUUUUUUUGGUUUGUGUUUUUUUGAGGGGGGAGAGAUAAAAAAUGUAAAUAUUUAAAAUAUUUAGGUAAGAUUAUUUAACUGGUGAGGGAUAAUGACUAAAUCAUGAAUGAUUGCAGGCUUUUAAGUCCAGUCAGUUUGUCAGACAGCCUUCAGCAGCAGAAAGCAACACAGAGAUUUCCAAUGUGCUGUUGUGUCUGUUGAUGUAUACUCAAUACUGCUGUCCGGAUUUCAUUAGUACUGUACUACACGAUACCUCUGACAGCAACCAACCAGUCCCCCUUCAUGAGAAGAGAUAGACCUAAUCAGUAAUCAGGCUGCUUAUAAACCUGAGUAUGAUAUCUAGCUAUCCGUUCUGAGAACCAAUGCUAAACGAAGGGCUCUGUAAUCAAUCCGUAUCGCAGAAAUUCAGUGGUAAAGCCCAAUUGAAAUUUAAACUCAACGGUCCGGUGUUGGAAGAGACGGCAUUCACGCUAAAUGCAUCACAUGUCGGCGCAAUCGGGAAAUGACUACAUUUCUAUCACGAAAUCUGUAACGCUUCAACGAUACGGAUUGAAUAGAGCUCAAAAUAUGUUUUUUUUUUUUUACACGAGAAUCAAACAGGUGCAGAAUCAAACUCAUCAGAAAUGUGUGAGAGAACUCUAGUGACAGAGGUGGGGUGUAGCCCCAGCAAUCUAUCUUGUUCAUUGUGUUAGACUAUGAGGUGAGAGGUUGCCACCACCGUAACUCAUUUUUAAUGUGGUUGUUGGUUAUUAUUAUCAAUGAUAGUGAUUAUAACAGUAGUGACGGAUGUAACCGUAAUGAAAAACCAUGACAACUUAACACUUGUAGUACCCGACUGAAGGUACAGUGCAUUACUGGAAGACACCAGAUAAUACCUGGUAGUAUAGUUUGUAAUAUUGUCUUUUGUUAAUUGUCAUAGAUUGUCACAGACAUGACCAACAAGACUUUGACUAACUUAGGGACUGGGGGGAAAAUAUGCCUGUUCCUUUGUCUCACAACUAGUCAUGAUCCGGUUUCAAUUGUAUUCUAUUCUCACUGUUAGAACAAACUCCCCCUUUCAGAACGACAAUGCAUGAGUCACACACAGUUAUAAUGAUCCAGUCAUAUUUAUGAUCCGUAUGUAAUAAUGGGUGCUGAUCAUUAUGUUCUUCAGAUGAAUUUUUUAAAUUUCUAUUCAAGACGUGAUGGAAAUAACAGAAAAAUGCUCAAAGGAGGCUGGUGCUAUGGUGCCCCCCCCCCCCCCGUGGGAUAGUGUGUGUGUGUUGGGGGAGGGGGGGGGGUUAUAUCACUGAUAUUUUUUAGAGCUCUUAGAAUGAUAAGAGGAACUAUUAUUUUAAAUAUGUUAGUUUCAGUGGAUGGGGAACUUCUCCGGUGCUGAUCUUAUGGGAAUUUCCCAUUCAUGUUCAAGGCAGUGAACAAAAAAAAAUGACAACUGUUGAAUUGAAGCACUCACACAUUUCAUACAUACACUUUUAUUAAUCCUUGUCCCCAUAAGGUACUUUUAACUGGUAUGGGGAUUGAAUGAUCAUAUUAUAUUGAAGUGAACAGACUGUUAUCUUAAUUGAAAUUGAAGCUAUUCUAUUAAACAUGACUGUUUGGGUAUGUUGUACAUUUUAAUGGUGAGGGGAGAAUGUUAAAAUAUUGGAACAAUUGUGUACUCCCACGCUAUUUUUCUCCCUCAUGCACUUAUUUUCUUACGUACUUAUACACUCACUAACUGCUUACACAUCUCACAUAUUUCCUCACAUACUUUCCAGCUCUCUCUCUACCCUCCCCCCCUCUCUCUUCCUUUUCUCCCUCCCCCCUCUCUCUUCCUCCCCCCUCUCUCUUCCCCCCGUUCUCCUUCUCACAAACGCAGACAAAUAUUAUCACAAUUUAUACCCCCCUCUCAGUUCUCAAGUUUAAAUCGUGCCCCAAAUAAACAGAAAACAAACAAAACACCACAACUGGCAGCUACAUUCCUUUUUGAGUUCAAAGAUUGUUCUUGGUUCUAUUUUUUCAUGUCAAGUAUGCAGUAUGUAAAAAAGUUGUUUUGUUUUUGUUCAGUCUCUCUUUGUAGCUGUAUGGUGUAUUAUGUGAAUACAUAGUGUAUGUGGUACAACCCACAAUACUGUUUUAUGUUGCGCGAUAAAUAAAAAGCUAAAAAUGAAAAUCA